CAGACUAAUGUGUCACCACUGUUGUGAUUUAAACAGUAAUUAUAAGAUUCAGGAUGGCUUCAGGUUUUGUGUUUCAGAUUGAGAAUUUACUUUUCUUGUUGUGGAUAUUAAAUAUUGAUAGUUCUGUAGGGUGCUACUUGAAAUUUCAACCAGAGAUUAAGAUAUUGACAGAAAACCUGGGGUUUCCGGUGUACCUAGGAGGUGUACCUUGGAUUGUGUCGUUCGAGCCUGGCUAGGUUAAACAGACAAAUGUAAAGUCAGGAGUUCCUGGGAGUAGUAGACCGAACCUGCUGCAGCUGCUGUACAGUAAAUUGGGAUGAAGAAAUGUGUAGGAAGGGAUUUUUGUGUAAUUGUGGACAUAACUUCAUAUCCCGCAAUUGAUUAAACAAAAGUGAAUGAAUAUUGCGAUAAAAAGUGGAUGUGUUAUCGUUGAUGUUACAACCAAUUACCAUGGAGACUUCUCACGAUCGCUGAUGGAUUGAUACGAAGUGGAGUGAACUGCGGGCUAUAAAGGGCAACAACUCUAGAUCGUGUGAAAACUCAAAAUUGGGAAUGCUAUUCUGAUGCAACACAUUGAAGGAUUAACCUCCGUACAAAGGAUUUAUUCAUAAUCUUCAUUUUUAAACAACUUUGUGUGUGCCAUCUGAAAUAUUAUUGAUGAUGUGAAAUUUCCGUUUUCCUGGAUUAAAAUACAGAUUCAGCCUAAAUGUGGGAUAAGAUUUUAUAAAGAAAUAUUUUUGCCGAGUUCUGAUAUUCUUUCCUUGGAGUUAGACUGAAGUGGGUGACGACGCAAUGUUACUGUGUUUUCCGAGGACGUUGGAUUUAUGAUAUAUAUGUAGUGAAAUUUGAGGACAUGGGCACAAGCUUUGUUUAUCUGGUAUUGAUAUUUGUAUUGGGAAUAUCAGUGGCAGACAAACCAACUCGCCCACCAGAAUUAAAGGACAGUAAGCCAAUUAAUGACUUGAAGGUGUAUGAAGGCGAUAAAGCGAGGCUACGAUGUGUGGUGAAGGGACAUCCACGACCCUGGAUUGCCUGGACCAAAAACAACCAGAGCCUCACUCCAAAACAGGACCCUAGGUACAAAAUCAAUAGAAAUGCACUUGUCAUAGACAAAGUUCACCGCAACGAUACCGCAGUCUUUUCCUGCUUCGCAUGGAACGAACUCGGCAACAUCUCAACCACUUUUACGCUAACGGUUAUCACAGAGGAAGAAGAAGAGCCAGUGGAACAGUCGUAUGCCAUCUCCAAAUGUAACAAGAAAGAAGAAGGGGCACCAAUAUGGAAGACGAGCAAAGAGAAUUCUCGUUGGAUCGCACGUCCCGCGCGUGCCCCAGUAGAACUGAAAUGUCAGGCGUGUGGAAACCCCAUCCCCAACAUCACCUGGUACAAGAACAGUCAAAUCAUAGACUCAAGCGUAAAGGAGGGCAAGUACCAAGUGGACGGCUACAAGCUGAAGAUGACCGACUUGACCACCGAGGACAAUGGCAACUACACCUGCAUGAUCCAGAACAGAUAUGGCAAACUUAUGUGGAUGUACAUGCUUGAAGUCAUAGACCGGAAUGUACAGAAGCCCGAUGUGGAAGGUCCGGUAAACACAACAGCUUACAUUGGUGAAAAUGUCAAACUCCACUGUAAGGUUAAAAGUGACAUCCAGGCGCAUAUACAGUGGGUCAAACACUACCAGAUCAAUGGAACGUACCGAAAACCAGACGGCACCCCGUAUGUCCAUGUCAUACAGGGUCGUAGGCAAUCGACAUACAACAUGACUAACCCCGAAAUACUAGAAAUUAUCAACGUGUCACGGUCCGACACAGGCUGGUACACGUGUCUUGUCUCCAACUUCGCUGGAAGGCGGUUUGGAAGUGCAUGGCUGACAGUAGAAGAUGUACCUGGGAAUGAAAGUCUUUCAAACAUGAGGCAUGCACAAGAGGCGCCCCGAAGUUCAGCAAAAGAGUACACUAUUAUCGCUGUUGUUUCUGUGUUCUGCUUCGUCUUCAUCAUCGUCAUCAUCCUUCUCAUCGUCGUCUGUCGUCGCAAGUACAAUUCACGCGGGAAAUAUGGCUGUGUGAAACGAGUUAUUGUUCUGAAAGCUAAUGAGAUCUACUAUCCGGACAAGGCCUCAUUAGAAGGACAACCCCUAGUUAUUCCUCAGGUUCGCAUCGAGAACUCAAAUAGGCGUCGGCGUCUCUCAUCCGACCUUACCUGUAUGUUCGAGUAUGACCUGCCGCUGGACAGCAAGUGGGAGUUUAACCGUGACAGAUUGACGUUGGGUAAACCUCUUGGGGAAGGAGCCUUUGGUCUAGUGAUGAGGGCUGAAGCCAUGGGCCUCAAGUCUUCUCCUCUGACGUCCACCGUGGUUGCUGUCAAAAUGUUAAAAGAGGAUGCUACAGAUCGAGAGCUAACAGAUCUGAUGACGGAGAUGGAAAUGAUGAAGCUAAUCGGCAGCCAUAAAAAUAUCAUCAACCUACUUGGAUGUUGUUCACAAAACGGUCCCCUAUAUGUAGUGGUGGAGUAUGCUCCACACGGGAACCUCCGCGACUUCCUGCGGUCGCGAAGACCUCCAAGCUCAGGUUAUGAGAAACCAAAUUUGGACAGUGACGACCGAGCUCUCACAGAAAAAGACCUAAUAUGUUUUGCCUACCAGAUAGCCAGAGGCAUGGAAUAUCUUGCUUCCCGACAGUGUAUCCACAGAGAUUUAGCGGCCAGAAACGUUUUAGUGUCAGAAGACUACGUUCUGAAGAUUGCCGACUUUGGUCUUACAAGAAAUAUUACCAAUGUGGAUUACUAUAGAAAAACAGGAGACGGUCGUCUGCCUGUGAAAUGGAUGGCUCCAGAGGCCCUGUUUGACCGCAAAUAUACUUCCAAGAGUGAUGUGUGGUCAUACGGCAUUUUACUGUGGGAGAUUUUUACGCUGGGUGGUAACCCCUACCCCUCGGUGCCUGUGGAACGUCUAUUUGAACUGCUGAGGGAGGGACAUCGCAUGGAGAAGCCACCCUACGCAUCUAUGGAAAUGUUUGAUAUGAUGAGCGAGUGUUGGGAACAUAAUCCCAUUCGCCGACCAUCAUUUAGUAUGCUUGUCAAGGAACUGGACAAGGUCCUUACUGUUCGUGCUAGAGAGUUCCAGGAGUACCUAGAUUUGGAACCAGUCGAGAGUAGCCGGAGUUCAGACUGUCGGACGUCAGACAGCCAGUAUUCUUCCAUGUCUCGGAGCUGUAGUAGCGUGGACGAGAGUGAAAUCACGAGUACAAGUAGUAGUUGUAACGACUCUGAAACAGACUGUGUGUAGUGACAUACUGGGAUCACAACCAUGGCAACAGUUGUCUAGUGUGUGAUCAACAACACCAAAUAAGGAAUGAUCAAAAGUGUGCUAAGAGACACCAGAAUAAUUCUAAAUGACGUGGACUUAGGAGUCAAUUCGUUGCUAGAGUUAUAUUUUUUCUUGUGUGAGUGUUACAAGUCGUGGUCAAGGCAGCAGAGCGGGGCAUCGGCUGUAUUGAAGUGAUUCGCACAAAACAGGACGGAGUAGGGAGCACAUGUCACUUACAGUGUAUCAACGGGUGAGAGUUGCGUGAUAAUGUGUGGGUACGUGUGUGUGUGUAUGUAGCUGUAGGUGGCACAUGGGCAAGACAUUAUACCUAUCUAUGCAAACAGUGUGCCAAGCGUCGGGUGGUCAGGAAGAUUUCCCCGCAGAUGUUUCAUUUAUUUCUCAAGGACGAGAUGUGUUUUUACUGUCUAUAACUGUGCUCGUACGAUUUUGCCUACGUUUCGGGAGUUCUGAGAUGUGAAUAUUUUUUUAUUGAACAACCAGACAAGGAAAGAAAGGACAGACACAACACUGACUUGCAAAGUGAUUGCACCGUUGAGGAGCAAGUGCAGAAAUGUAACGGAGAUGGACAAAACGUAACGAUUCAAGUAAUUGUUAUAAACAGGAUACAGUGUUUGUUAAAUGGUUUUAGCCGCGUGCUACACUCUCUCUGCAACACUCUCUCUGCAACGUUGAUUCAUCAAGACACAUGGGGAAACGUGGUGUGAAUAUUUGUCUCAUUAACAUUUGAGGUCCCGUUAGUGUCGGUGGUCUCGCAGUGACAAAGACGGGGGUCAAACCUUGUCAAACUAGGACACUUACCUAUGUUAUAAUAUCGUUAAAUGCCAGGACUCGAACAUUGUAUAGUUAAUAUGUUGUGAAAUCCAGCCAGUAUGUCCAGGACUUCGUUUUUAUUAUUUUCAAACUUGAGACGCAACUUGUGACUUGUGUCUUGUGUUGUAAUCAACGAUCAUCCACAAUGAAAUGUUUUGUAUGCGAAACUGUUGUUUAUAAGACAACGGAACAUAACUGACGCACACGUUGUAAGAGUAAGGAAGCCAGCAUUACGCACCACCAAUUAACAGUUUGUUGUAAUGUUAUCAUGUUUACAGUUUGUUGAUGGGUUGGGAAAAUUAAUAGCUGCAGUUACUUAAUAUUGUCAGUUGACAAAAAAGAGACAUUGUACUACAAUCAAAUCAUUCGACAAACAGGUCCCUAUAGUGAUUUAUUAUAAGGUUAACUAAAUUCAUGCGAUUUCACAUUGUCUGCACAUAGGAGAUAUAAUUUUGUUUCACUUUUGUUCCCUGUGUAGGGACCUAUCCAGGCCUACCUGACAUUUUGGUCUUUUAAACUAUGUUGUAGGAUUAAUUUUCAGUUGUAAGCAAUAUGUCAUCUUAAAGUGUAAGAUUUUCUAUCCACAGUUGUCUAGUAGUACCAAAUGAAAGCUGAUUAAGUAUAAAAAAUUAAAUGCUAUAACUAUUCUCUUGAUUUCAUCUUGGUGCUGUGAUGUCAGAGAGAAUCUCGAUGGCUAAGGGCCUGAUCUUUGAUGAAGUAGAUAAAAGUCACUAAGUUUUUUAUAAAUUAUGUCUCUUUAUUAUAGGAUAUAAGGGUCAUUCCAGGGAAUACUGUGAAGGGGCCAUAUCUACGGCAAAAAAACAUGUCCAAGAAUACAAAAGUGAAAUCAUUGUAGGAUUUAGCAUGAUUUGGGAGGGAUGUGACAAUAUUUUAUUAUAUGUGCGUUAACUUCAGAUCAUCGAUUGUACUGUGCCGUCUGUGGUGAAUUCACCGUCUAAAAUCAAUAAGUCAUCAGCGCUAUGUAAAUACGAUAUUUAUGUAUAUUUGAGAUGUCCAAUGAAUGCUAUUUCUAAUAUUGCCAUGCCAAGAUACAUAUUGUGUUUCUGAUUAGGUAAUGAUCAAUAAUUAUUUUUGUCUUGGAAGGAAAAAGUCUGAUUUUGUUGUGUUUCUGUCCAAUUUAACGAAAUCUUUUUUGUUUUAUAUGAAAUUUUCUGAACAUUUUAAUAAAAUUGAAGCUGCUGGGAACUUCAGUGAACUGAGCCAGAAGUGAAUACUGUAUACACAGCCUUGUUUUUGCCGAGAAGUGUUACAACUACUGUGUAGGAAACCUGUCAUUGUUAAUACAGGCAUUUUGUUUGUCAGAUUUUUAUAUGCUUUUAGAAAAGGCUUAGAUAAGCCUUAGAUGUUUGAUUGGUAUUGAUUAACAUUAGUUACAAAUCAUGUCACAUAUUGAAAAACUGUUUUUUUGUCAGUUUUUAAUUGAGAAAUAAUUGUUGACCAAUGUUUUUUCGAACAAGAUUGAAAUAGGGAUUGACAUUCUUUUAAUUUAAUGAAUUUCUUACUGCCAAAAUAAUUAAUGAAUAAUCGUUUUAGACACAAAUCGAUUUUAUUGCCAGUGGUACUGGUUGAUAUUCCCCAAAGCAAUAUAGAGAUGUUCUAAAGAGUUUUUCUUCAAAGGGACAUAACUCUUGUCGCAGCCAGUAUAAUUUGUGUAUGGAAGCAGUGUUUUGGUAAUAUUUGGUGCCAAGUUGUGUUCAUGUCAUUUUAUGAUUUUUAUAAAAAGAGCAGUUUUAUGUAAACAACUAAUUCUGCUAUAUUAUUGUAAUGGAAUUAAGUUUUAUGUAUUUUUUAUGAACGAGUAUAGUAUAGUUGGUAGUGAUUUUGGAAUGAUGAAGUCGAGAUAAAGUUUUGAUUUUUGAUUAUGAUUUUCAAUAAUUCUAAAACAUUGUUACUUAUUACUUAUACUUCCUAUUAUUCUUCAGAACUGUUUUUUUAUUUUUCAUAAUCGAUUGACAAUCGAAUGUUACUAUAAACAGUUACUCACAGUACCUGAAUUUUAAUAGAUUCCCCAUUCUGCGUUUUGCUAUGCGAUUACUGUAGGUGAUUACCAAUAAUUUUAUAUUCUUUUGUACUAUCUUUUGUAAAAUUAUGUAUGUUUGAAAUAUAUACAAGUCUUCCUCUUAUAGAAUAUCACAUACCUAUAUCACAACAAACUAAACCGGCAAUCUCAUACAACGCGUGCAACAGAAAGGUUUUUGGUCAAGUCAACAACAUAUAUUUAAUCCAAUAUUUAAAGACAAAAAAAGAAAAAAUUGCUCACGGGAAAGAAAUCCAAGACCUCACAAUCAAAAUCAUAUAGAAUAUCCCAUCCUCAUAGGAAUCAUGUGACUAUGUUUAAAUAACUAGCUAUAUAUAGGUUUACACAUUAUCAGGUUGGUCGAAUCUCAAGACAGCUUUUAAAAACAAAUAUUCACAGCAAAUGAGGGUUUAUUUCUCAUGCAUGUCAUAGGGUUAGUUUUGAUAUAGGCAAUCAGCUAUUUUUGUAACGAUUAUUUUUUGUUUUUUUUUAUCUCCAGAUUGUGUUCACAUGAAAACUGCAAUAACGAAUAAAGUGUUCAUUCAGUUGCAUUUAAGCUCAUAACUGAAAUGAUAUUGCAUAUAUAGAAAAUAUAUCGCCUUUAAAACUCUAUCAAGUCAAUGUGUUCAAGUGGUUAACUUCAGACCUUUUUUUUAACUUUGUUUAUGUGAGUUACAUGUAAAACAUUAGGUAUCUUGUUAUGCUUUUUUAUAUAUAUAUGAAUUUCCAUUUGUUGUUAGUAUAUAUGCAGAUGGGAAUCUGCCUUGUUAUACUUUUAUCAGAGUAUGUGUGUGUACUACAUAUAAACAUGUACUGAAGUCUCUACCAAAGUGUUACAGAUGAUAGGCCUAGCAGUAAUUUACAUAGGUUAGAGGGCACCCAAUGAAUAUAGGCCAGAGGAUGGCAAAUAUACAUAGGUCAGAGGGCAUCCAAUGAACAAAGACCUGAGUGUAGCUAAUUAACAUAGGUCAGAGGGCAUCCAAUGAACAAAGAAUAGCCAAUGGAAUUUCUGGCAUUCAGUACUUUCCUUUGUUUUAAUGUUGUCUGAUGUCAAACGAAAUCUUUAUACACAAGAGAUUUUAGAAAAAAAUCAAAAUGGAACUAGUAUCUAUUUUAGGUGAAAAUAUUUAAGUGUAACAAGUGAAAGAUGAAUGAGCAUUUUCUGUUCAAACUUUGUAGUUAAAAAGGAUAAUAGCAACAACAACAACAACAACAAAAUGUGAACAUGCAGAAACUAGACAAAAAAUAUUAAUGGUAAUUUAAAUAAUAAAACGUAAUAUAAGUAGAUACAGAACCCCCUGUUAGUCUGUACUGGGUACAGAACCCCUGUUAGUCUGUACUGGGUACAGACCCCCUGUUAGUCUGUACUGGGUACAGAACCCCUGUUGGUCUGUACUGGGGCUCCUCUGUUACACUUUGGUAGACAUUUGUACAAUGUCAUCAACAGUAUUGCCAAAUUGUUUUGUCCCAAAUUCAUACACAAACCAUACAAUCACCAAAAAGCAUUUAUUGUCAUAUCAACAUCACAUCUUCAUCAACUAAUUACAUCCUGUUUGUCCUGUUUAAUAUUCAACAACUCGACAAAAAUAAUUCAGACAGUAAUUAUCAAACUGAAAGCAAAUUAAAAAUAUGCAAAAAAUAGGUUUCACUUAAAUGAAAACAGAUUGUUUUGAAUGGGAAGGGGGUUGAAACAUGAGACCAAAUCACUCAGUUAAUGCUCUGUAAUGGUUGAAAGUGAUCAAAAAUUGGUUAUUUAUAAGUGAUAUUAAAAACAAGGUUUGUAGUAAUGUUAAAAAAAAUGUUUCUCAGAAAUACUCCAUUAGAGAAAAUGUUCAUGAACAUCAAUGAUUUUAAUGUCCCCCAUUACUGCUUACAUAAAUGUUUGGAAUAGUUAAUUAAACAAUUUGACAGUUGUUGAAGAUUGGCCAUGAGGAAUGGGAUGUGAGACAUCUAUUUACUUGUCAGAGAUGUUGUUGGUAACAGUGAAACUCUGUAGAAAGUGUUGCAUUGUAUAUUAAUUGUACUUAGGGGAAAUAAAGAUUCCAGCAAAUCAGUGCAAACAAAUAA
This is a messenger RNA of Mizuhopecten yessoensis (Yesso scallop), 8243 nucleotides long. Its product is annotated as fibroblast growth factor receptor 4-like. Gene Ontology annotation, biological process: positive regulation of cell population proliferation; positive regulation of kinase activity; fibroblast growth factor receptor signaling pathway. Bases 854 to 3286 code for a protein of 810 amino acids. The transcript is spliced from 22 exons. Gene Ontology annotation, molecular function: fibroblast growth factor receptor activity; ATP binding. The record is from RefSeq and is a predicted model, not a curated record. Lineage: Eukaryota; Metazoa; Mollusca; Bivalvia; Pectinida; Pectinidae. Gene Ontology annotation, cellular component: membrane; signaling receptor complex.